Messenger RNA from Cooperia oncophora, 429 nucleotides. Lineage: Eukaryota; Metazoa; Nematoda; Chromadorea; Rhabditida; Trichostrongylidae. The record is from the annotation of a GenBank genome assembly.
AUGAAAGAGAAGCGCACUGGCGGAACUUCUCACCAAGCUGGAAGGUUAAAAAAUGCCCGGCGUAUCUCAGAAGAGGGUAUCAUGAACGCAAAUGUUCUAUCCUUUGAGGUUUUUGUGGACAACUUUAUUGAAGUGGGCUUUUGUGCUCAGUCUCGUGCGUUUGCACACGCUCACUUGACUCCGAAGAAUCGCGCAGAGAUUGAUAGAAUAGUCAAACGGAUACGGCCGUACCAUGGCAUACUACUCUUGGAAGACGUUUGGCCAAGUCCUGAUGCUAAUCCGUCAGUAACAUUGCUUUUAAAGCACUGCGAAGCGGACAGAUCUAUUUUAGAUAUGUCGACUGCUUCAGAAAUACCUCUACUUCAGGUAAUUGAACUGAACGGACCACAACACAGGGUAGAAAACUGGCUUCCGUUGCGUGUAUUAUGA